Molecule: messenger RNA, 1143 nt
Organism: Budorcas taxicolor (takin)
Lineage: Eukaryota; Metazoa; Chordata; Mammalia; Artiodactyla; Bovidae
Gene: GNAL
Product: G protein subunit alpha L
Exons: 12
Coding region: 1-1143 (380 amino acids)
Biological process (GO): adenylate cyclase-modulating G protein-coupled receptor signaling pathway
Cellular component (GO): heterotrimeric G-protein complex
Molecular function (GO): GTP binding; G-protein beta/gamma-subunit complex binding; GTPase activity
Source: RefSeq, a predicted model, not a curated record
AUGGGGUGUUUGGGCAACAGCAAGACGUCAGAAGACCAGGGCGUCGAUGAAAAGGAGCGGCGCGAGGCCAACAAGAAGAUCGAGAAGCAGUUGCAAAAGGAGCGGCUGGCUUACAAAGCGACUCACCGCCUACUGCUGCUGGGGGCUGGUGAGUCUGGGAAAAGCACUAUCGUCAAGCAAAUGAGGAUCCUGCACGUCAACGGAUUUAAUCCAGAAGAGAAGAAACAGAAAAUUCUGGACAUCCGGAAAAACGUUAAGGAUGCUAUUGUGACAAUUGUGUCGGCGAUGAGUACCAUAAUUCCCCCCGUUCCACUGGCCAACCCGGAAAACCAGUUUCGAUCAGACUAUAUCAAGAGCAUUGCCCCCAUCACAGACUUUGAAUAUUCCCAGGAAUUCUUCGAUCAUGUGAAGAAGCUCUGGGAUGAUGAAGGCGUGAAGGCCUGCUUCGAGCGGUCCAACGAGUACCAGCUCAUCGACUGCGCCCAAUACUUCCUGGAGAGAAUCGACAGCGUCAGCCUGGUGGACUACACGCCCACAGACCAGGACCUCCUCAGGUGCAGAGUUCUGACCUCAGGGAUUUUCGAGACCAGAUUCCAAGUGGACAAAGUCAACUUCCACAUGUUUGAUGUCGGAGGCCAGAGGGAUGAGAGAAGAAAAUGGAUCCAAUGCUUCAAUGACGUCACUGCUAUCAUCUAUGUGGCCGCUUGCAGCAGCUACAACAUGGUCAUCCGGGAAGACAACAACACCAACCGCCUGCGGGAGUCACUGGACCUUUUCGAGAGCAUCUGGAACAACAGGUGGUUGCGCACCAUUUCCAUCAUCUUGUUCCUGAACAAACAAGAUAUGCUGGCAGAAAAAGUGUUAGCGGGGAAAUCAAAAAUUGAAGACUAUUUCCCAGAGUACGCAAAUUAUACUGUUCCUGAAGACGCGACGCCAGACGCGGGAGAAGACCCCAAAGUCACGAGGGCGAAAUUCUUCAUCCGGGACCUGUUCCUGCGCAUCAGCACGGCCACCGGCGACGGCAAACACUACUGCUACCCUCACUUCACGUGCGCCGUGGACACGGAGAACAUCCGCCGCGUCUUCAACGACUGCAGGGACAUCAUCCAGCGAAUGCACCUCAAGCAGUACGAGCUCCUGUGA